UUUAGAAGAAAAAAUAUGUAUAUUUUUUUUUUAGAGAUAAAAUGUCGUCUUAACUCUAAGCUUGACACAUUACCUCUGGAUAUAUCAGAUUCUCGAUGUAAACAUUACCGCGAGGUCUGCGCAUGGAGAGCCCGUUUUUUUUUUUCCUGACUGCACCUGAAGGCAGCAGCGUAUGAGCUAAUCGGGUAGCGAAGGGAGUCUGUAGCCGCAGCGUGGAUAUGUCGGACCCGGCUACACAGGCCUUACAGCCCCGGCUUCACCAAGCCCAGUCGAGUGGCUCAGCGGGGUCCGGUGCUGUCGCAGCAGGCUCCGGCACAGGGAACAGCGACCCGGUUAGACCGGGACUGAGCCAGCAGCAGCGUGCGAGCCAGAAGAAAGCCCAGGUCCGAGCUUUCCCACGGGCGAAGAAGCUCGAGAAACUUGGCGUAUUUUCCGCGUGCAAGGCCAUUGACACAUGCAAGUGCAAUGGAUGGAAAAACCCGAACCCCCCCUCAGCUACACGGAUGGAUCUGCAGCAGCAAGCAGCCAGCCUGAGCGAGCCCUGCCGCAGCUGUGGACAUGCACUGGCUGAUCACGUGUCCCAUCUGGAGAACGUGUCCGAGGAUGAGAUUAACAGGCUGCUUGGAAUGGUGGUGGACGUGGAGAACCUGUUCAUGUCUGUACACAAAGAGGAGGACACUGAUACCAAGCAAGUGUACUUCUACCUUUUCAAGCUACUGAGGAAAUGCAUCCUACAGAUGAGUCAGCCUGUUGUAGAGGGAUCCCUCGGAAGCCCUCCCUUUGAAAGGCCCAACAUCGAGCAGGGCGUCUUGAAUUUUGUACAGUAUAAGUUCAGCCACCUGGCCCCAAAGGAGAGACAGACCAUGUUUGAACUAUCGAAGAUGUUUCUUAUCUGUCUGAAUUACUGGAAGCUCGAGACUCCCACGCAGUACCGUCAGCGAACCCAGAAAGACGAAGCAACAGCGUACAAGUUGGACUACACCAGGUGGUUGUGCUACUGCCACGUCCCGCAAAGCAACGACAGCCUGCCGCGCUACGAGACCACCCAGGUGUUUGGCCGCAACUUGCUCAAGUCCAUCUUUACCGUUACUCGCCGCCAGCUGCUGGAGAAGUUCAGAGUGGAGAAGGACAAGCUGCUGCCAGAGAAACGCACACUUAUCCUUACGCACUUUCCCAAGUUCCUGUCGAUGCUGGAAGAAGAAAUCUACGGUGAAAAUUCACCCAUAUGGGAGGCGGACUUCACCAUGCCGGCCUCAGACAGCACGCAGAUUGGACAUCAGACAGUGAUCAGUCCUGCUUCGGUGUCCGGGUCUCCUGCGUUGUCCAAAUGUCUGAACAGCACCUCCUCUCUGGGCAGCACCGACAUGGGAGGCGCAGAGCCUAACGCAGGGGACAAGCGCAAACUUCCAGAGGCCCUGACGCUGGAGGAUGCCAAGAGGAUCCGUGUGAUGGGGGACAUUCCUAUGGAGCUGGUGAACGAAGUCAUGAUGACGAUCACCGAUCCUGCUGCUAUGCUCGGACCGGAGACAAAUCUGCUGACGCCCAACGCUGCCCGUGACGAGACCGCCAGGCUGGAGGAGAGACGAGGCAUCAUAGAGUUCCACGUCAUUGGAAACUCCCUUUCCCAGAAGUCCAACAAGAAGAUCCUGAUGUGGCUGGUCGGCCUUCAGAACGUGUUUUCCCAUCAGUUACCUCGCAUGCCCAAAGAGUACAUCACACGGCUGGUGUUUGACCCGAAGCACAAAACCUUAGCCCUCAUUAAAGAUGGCCGCGUCAUUGGAGGCAUCUGUUUUAGGAUGUUUCCCACUCAGGGCUUCACAGAGAUCGUCUUCUGUGCUGUCACCUCCAACGAGCAAGUCAAGGGCUACGGCACCCACCUGAUGAACCACCUGAAGGAGUACCACAUUAAACACAACAUCCUUUAUUUCCUCACUUAUGCUGAUGAGUAUGCCAUUGGCUACUUCAAAAAGCAGGGGUUUUCCAAAGAUAUUAAAGUGCCCAAGAGUCGAUACCUGGGGUACAUCAAAGACUACGAAGGAGCAACCCUGAUGGAGUGUGAACUAAAUCCCAGAAUCCCCUACACGGAGCUGUCUCACAUCAUUAAAAGACAGAAGGAGAUUAUAAAGAAGCUGAUUGAGAGAAAACAGAGUCAGAUCAGAAAAGUUUACCCAGGUCUCACCUGCUUCAAAGAGGGGGUACGACAGAUUCCAGUGGAGAGCAUCCCUGGGAUAAGAGAGACAGGCUGGAAACCCAGUAACAAAGACAAAGGGAAAGAGGUGAAGGACCCCGAUGUGCUGUACAACAUGCUGAAGAACCUCCUGGCACAAAUAAAGACUCAUCCUGAUGCUUGGCCCUUCAUGGAACCAGUGAAGAAAUCUGAAGCUCCUGAUUACUACGAAGUCAUCCGCUUCCCUAUCGACCUGAAGACCAUGACAGAGAAACUCAAGAACAGAUACUAUGUGACCAAGAAGCUCUUCAUUGCGGACCUUCAGCGAAUCAUCAGCAACUGUCGCGAGUACAACCCUCCGGACAGCGAGUACUGCAAGUGUGCCAACACCCUGGAGAAGUUCUUCUACUUCAAAUUAAAAGAUGGAGGCCUGAUAGAGAAAUGAACUUGGGCUCGUGUGGAGAAAAAAAAAUAUUGCCAGCUAUUGACACAUUUGGGUUAAAAAAAAAAAAGGUAUGAAUACGAUACGUUUUCCCAGAGAGUUGUGGGACUUGAGCAAAGAAAGGCAUCGGAGUCGGCUGAGCAUUAAACGUGUCAAACUGACAUCUUCUUCAAGUCAUCUUCUGACAUUUCCCAGAACUCAGUGAGAGAAUAAUCUGAAUUAUUCAUGCCUCACUGAGCGUACCAAAGUUUUCCAGGUCCAAGAAUUUGAAACUGCUUCUGUUCUCGGUGUUAUCUACUGAUUCAUAUUUAUUGUCAUCGGUGAUGAUUUAGUUGCAUACAACAAGUCACGGGAGCCAGUGUGCGUGUUAGAAAACUGGACUUCGGGACCUAAAGCCAUGUUGCCUUCUGUUACUGAAAGACACUUGAACAUCCAUGCUAGUUUCACGGGUGUGAAGAUAGCCUUUCUCAGAGGGUUUGUUUGGAGAGGGGGAAAAGUGCUUAGCUCAAAAUACUGAGUUCACUUGAAUCAGUCAUUAAUUGAGAAAUGUAUAUAGUUGCUACUUGGUUAUAAUGUGAAAAAAAAAGUUGUUUUUCCCCUUCUCAAAUCCUGGCGGUUAUUUUUCUUUUGAUUAUAGAGGAACAAUUUUUUGUCAUCAGUUAGAAAAACAUCUUUUUUUUUUUUUUUAAUGGAUUGUUUACUCUAGACAAAUGAAUCCACCUCCGAAGAGAAAUUACGUGUUUGUCUGCACUUCCGAACCUCACUAACCCAUAGAUUUGGCUUCAGACGCUUCCUGUGCCAAACUAAGCAGUUCCCAGAAUGCAAAUGUCUUCAUGAUCGCACUUUCAUAUUAUAUAAAAACAAACAACAAAAAAAAACUCUCCAAACAUCGUUCCAUCUGCAAGGUUUUGUACCAGAUACAAGGUCUCGUUUGGCUUAGCUUUAAAGAUGCCUGCAUUGGGGAACCGCAGGCGUCGGCACAGACUAGUUUUUAUGUACUGUCAGUUCUCACUAACACGCUAUAAAUAGUUUUGUUUUUUUUGUUUUUUCUGCAUACAGCCAGUUUUUUUUGUUGGUGAUAUAUUCACUAGAUCGUUGAUAUGAAGAUGCAAACAUAGUGGGGAGAAGCCAACCAGUAAGACUUGAGCAUUCAGGCUUUAGGGAAAAAGACUUUUUGGUUUACUUCUCACGUCAUAUUGACUGCGCACAACCCAUAGUAGAUGCUAGUGCAUAACAGUUUACGUUUUUCAUUUUAUUUUAUUUUUUUAUUGACCUUUUUGUUUUUGCUGUUUAUGCGUUUUGCUAUCCACUCGUUUUCCUUUUAAAUUAUCGGUCAGUGUCAAAGUGCUUCCUGAGAUGCAUCCAGUCUUUCGGGGGAGUAAAAUGUCAAAUGCUGACUGAUACAGCUUGUUGAAUGUUUCAUUGACACUGUGUGUAUGUGUGUAAUAAUAAUCUUUUUAUUUUGUACUUGAAUGACUUAAGAGCUUUGUUGAAGUGAUGUCAGUGCUGCAUUAUUCAGGGUUUUCAAUAACGCGUCUCACCUUAAAUCCACCUGUGCUGCAUUUCAAUCUCUUAGAAAAAGCUUCAGUCGGAGUGAAGCUUUGGGCUGUUGAGAUGAAUGCCAUUUACUGUAAAACUGUUCAUGACAAUAAAUACUUCUUUUUUUAUAUA
This is a messenger RNA of Fundulus heteroclitus (mummichog), 4280 nucleotides long. RefSeq names its product K(lysine) acetyltransferase 2A (gene kat2a). Gene Ontology annotation, biological process: chromatin remodeling; positive regulation of transcription by RNA polymerase II. Gene Ontology annotation, cellular component: histone acetyltransferase complex; nucleus. The transcript is spliced from 18 exons. Gene Ontology annotation, molecular function: histone H3 acetyltransferase activity; protein binding. The record is from RefSeq and is a predicted model, not a curated record. NCBI's taxonomy places the organism in Eukaryota, Metazoa, Chordata, Actinopteri, Cyprinodontiformes, Fundulidae. The coding region runs from base 219 to 2612 and encodes 797 amino acids.